CUUGGUACAACCAAUGACAGACGGCCAGUUAUGAUGCACUGACUGAGGCAUAGCCUGGACCAACAGGUGCUGUCACUCGCUGUGCAUUUGCUUAACCCUGAAGGAGAGCUGGUAAAACUACGCACAGCAACAGGAAUUGGUUGUUCAAGAUGGGAGGACGGUACAAACGAAAGGAGCCGAGAGAAAUAAGUUAUGAAACAACAGACCGAGGGGCAGGGCUCUCUCCUCUGCCAGGGGAAACCGCUACGGGUUUGGCCGAGCCUGACACACCUGUUCCCGGUGUGACUGUCCAGGAUGUGGGCGGUGGUCAAAAAGGUGCAAAAUGUUCAAUUUAUGGUGGUGAGAAGGUCUAUCUUGGAGUCCGUGUCAGAAUGCCAGUAAGAGAUCUACUGAAAAAAGUCCGCAUAGACCAAGGCUGGGAACCUCAAGACAUUCAGGAGAUAUACAGCAAAAAAAUCAAAGGACUCAAGCAACAAGUCAAAACUCGCACAGCACGGCGAACUACCAAGAGAAAACGCUCCACAAAAAGCCUGGAGGAGCUAGCAAUCAUUGUAGAGGUGCUAGAGGAGGAUCUCAGGACCGGUAAAACCUGCAGCUCCCCUCCUCAACCUCUGUCUUACUCCAACUCUCCAGUGUUUCCUGAGCGCUCUCCAACUGGUUCAGAGUACAACAGUGAUGGGUCUGAUGAAAUGAUCCCCAGCCCCCAGUUCUACAUGACCUACUCACCAGGCACAGCAGAGUACCAGCAGGCCCUGUCUCCUCCUGGCUUCAUGCAAACCAGCCUCCAGCCUUCCAGCAUUGGAAACAUUGGAAGAGUUUGUGGAGGAAGGGAGGAGUGGGCUGAUGCCCAGAAGCACGACUGGAACCUGAACAACUCUGAUUUCUUCUGGACACAGCUUCAGAAAGAGGAGAGCCAGCUCAGGGAUGUCUCAGACGCUGUACUGCUGGCCCCCCAUGGACACGGCACAACAGCUCUCCAUAAAGCGGCGUGUGUCGGGAAGAGGGCAUUGAGCUACGCUAUCGCCAAAAGGAUGGCCGCACUCAACAGUCUGGACCUCAAAGACUCUGAUGGAAUGACCGCCCUCCUCCAUGCAGCAAAGCACAACCACCACCUGAUUGUAGCAGAUCUGAUCCAUUUGGGGGCCAAUGUGAAUGAGACGAACAGCUCAGGAAUGACCUGCCUCCACCUCAGUGCUGAGAAAGGCUACAUCAGAGUCCUUGAGGUUCUAAAACACACAAUGAUGGAUGGUGUGUAUGUUGACGCUGAAGCCACUGAUAACUCUGGAAUGAGCGUCAUCCAGUGUGCUUCUGUGGCUCUGAAAGUCACAGUACGUCAGCUGAAAAGCAGUAAAUCCUCCAAUCACACCAGACUCCACACGCUGCGCCAAGAGCAGAUGAUGGAGACCCUGAAGUGUCUGCUGCAGAUGGGCAGCUACCUUCAUACCAUGGAGAGCCAGAGUAUGCGAGCUAGAAUUGGCCGAAGCUGUGGCACUUCCGCCCGGCAGGGCUUUUUGGAGACCCGACAGUAAUGUUCUGAAUUGGUUCAGGCUUGAAUUCGAACGGAGAGAGUUUCUUCUCUCUCUAAACUUGAGUUCAGGCCUUUUAGGUAAAGCAUCUGGAGUUUUGUGUGUUGUAAGAAUGCCUGACUUGCAAUCAGGUAUUUAUUGUAACCUGCACAGAAACAUUAGGUGCCCCGUUAAUUGGUUUCUAUGAAACUUCCAUUGUUUGUUACAUUAGAGUAACAAGUUGUCCUCAGUUAGUGUGUCUGUGGAGAUCAAAAUGUAAAAUUCUAUGAGAAUAUUUUUUUGAAUAUGAUAAACUAAUGGUUUGUUUUUGGCCCUCAAAUACAAAAAUGUCCUGCAGGGAGGGAAAGUGACCUAAAACAAGGUUUUAUAUUAUAUUGUAAUAUUAAAGCAGUAGUGCCACAGUUUGUAGUUCAGUACUGUACACAGUAUAAUACAAAACGUCUGUGAUUCCAAACACAAGGCUGAAGAACUGCCUGAUCGAUAAAUGAAUAAGAUUAUUCUCUUGGAAGAAUGGGACAUUUUCCCUCCCCACGGGUCCAGCUUGAUUUGUAGCCAAAGACAUUUAGAGCCAUAUCAUUUACAUAUCAGAUCUUUUAAAGAACGAUUAUACUAGAGGACAUUAAAGUAAGUGUUGUAGGGUGAUGGGGAGUAAAUCCACUUUCAUUGACUGUCAUGUGUAAUGAGUUCUGGUUCUGUUUAUGCAUUACCUCAUAGCACAUUGUCAGGUGUUUGUCCAUGUAAACUGUACUUUGUCAAAUGUAAUGAAAUGUGAUCUGCCUGUGACCUGUUGCCUAAAGGCCUGUUGUUUUCUCACUGAGAGGAUGCAGUUUAAUCUCUUUGUGUUCUAUAGAGAAGCAUUCAAAAUGUGUUUAGCCUAGUAAGCUUCACUCAAUGACUUGAAAAGCAAGGCUAGCAAAGUCAAAGAUGCCUAAAAAGCCAAAAAGUACACAUUGUAUCAGCUGUAAUUAAUAUGUGCAGAAGUAGAAAACAAAACAUUGUGGCCUGACCAAUGGUUAGCUCACGCAUUGAAGCUAACAAACCUAGUUGCAGUGACACAGCAUUAUAUUAUAGUAUGUCUGCCAGAGUUGGCAGCUUUCUCCGAACAAAACUCAGGUCAUUCUUGGAUGUACUGGUGGUGAGCCAGCUGACUUACAAUAUACAACGUGUAAACAAGACAAUGUUGUAGACAACAUGUCUACGGCGCCCUACUGUGCCUCUGAUUGGCUUACCGUGAUACUCUAACCCUAACCAAUCUCACGCCUCAACCUGUCCACCCGAAGGCGAAGGCAACGAGUGCUAGCCAAUCAGAAGCAGAGUAGGGUGGGUCAUGCCUUCGUCAUAGUAGUAAUUCAGUGUCCUGGGAUACAGAUAAAAGUAUAAAUAUAUAAAGUUGUAGUGCACGUAAAGGUUUUUGAAAAUGAGUAGUCGUAUAUUAUUACUUUCUCACAUAUUUUAGGUGUUUUUGGGAAUGGUGCCUCAGUUGGUUAAAGCCAUAUGGUCUAUGCAAUGACUAGUUUACUUUACUUUGUUAUUAUUGUUAGGGAGUAUCAGGAUGCUCAAUAUGCUCGUAUAAGCUUUAAAAGUGAUGUGAUGGCAUAUUGUUUAGUCUUCUUUGGUCUAUGUUUUAGUGAUGAUAAAGAUGUGGUAGACCACAGCUACAAUGAAAGGUUUUGACUUGGAACACAACCUUAGACCUGUAGAGCACUUCCUUUGGUUUAUAUGUGUAUUGCUAGUCAACAGGGCAGCUUUUAUUGCUGAUUAACGAGUCAUGAAAUAGUAGCCUACUAAAAUAUAAUCAAAAACGUACUCACUCUUGAAUAAGAAAUAAUUGUGUUAAAUACAGUAUCUUGCAUAUUAAUUUUUAUACUUAUAAUGUUGGGGAUUAUGUUAUAAUGAAUCAAUUGUCUUAUAGGUGCUUAUUUGACCUUGCAGGGGUGUCAUAGUUUAUUCACCUCGUGAACGUGAACAUGUGUUGAUGUGUACAGAGGGGUUGGGGAUUCUGCUUUCUGUUUGCCUUCCAGUGUUUUCUAUUAUCAGAGAUGAGGCAAAGGUUUGAGUUUACUAUAGAAAACUAAUGAGUCAUUGUGUGAUUCUGCUUUCAAUUUUAAAGACAUAUUAUUUUAUAAAUCAUGUGAUAUUUGAUGAAUUGAAUGGAGUUAUAGCUCAAACUGUAUUUUUAAAAACAAACAGUAAUUACCAUUGGUGGUGGGCACAAUGCAUGCUUCUGUAACACCAUGUGCUUUGUCAUCUUAAAUUGCUCAAUAAACAUCCGU
Cottoperca gobio is the source of this 3799-nucleotide messenger RNA. Its product is annotated as NF-kappa-B inhibitor zeta. The record is from RefSeq and is a predicted model, not a curated record. Gene Ontology annotation, biological process: regulation of gene expression. NCBI's taxonomy places the organism in Eukaryota, Metazoa, Chordata, Actinopteri, Perciformes, Bovichtidae. The transcript is spliced from 12 exons. Bases 150 to 1529 code for a protein of 459 amino acids. Gene Ontology annotation, molecular function: POU domain binding; DNA binding. Gene Ontology annotation, cellular component: nucleus.